UCCCGCAGAGACGCUGUUCCGACUUCCUCAAAAUAGCACACACCAUCCGCAGAGGGGAAAGCUAUCGAUCGGACAACUUUCCACCCAUCGCCAUAUCAGCUGCCGAAGUCCAGUGCCACACGAUGUCUGGUGAAGUUCACACGUUUUGAGGGUUAUUCAGUGUCACCGUGAAAGUGGUCGUGAUAUCAUCGCCGAAGACUCACCACGCAUUGGCAAUGGGUGUCCUUAAGGAAGCCGCGUGCCCCAUGUGACGCACAGCCGGAGUGUCCGUCAGAUGCAAGAGGAGGCGCCCGUUGGCGAGACCGAGGGGGAAAAGUCCCGCAUAGCAGCCGAAUGUGUUGGAAUAUGUGUGAUAAACUGUGCAAACAAGAAUCCAGAGUGGUGGCAGCUGAGGAACAAAGUGCAAUGAUUAACGGAGUUUAUUGAGUGAUUUUGCCCGUGAAGCAACUUUUAGCAUUUAUUUAUUUCCACCAAAUACUUUGCAUCUCGCCCAGAGUUUCACCCAUCAUCAUUAGAUUAUGCGAUCCACCCAGUGAUCAGGAUUCGCUGUAUAGUUUUAUCAUUUCUCACCACACUCGCCAUGCCGAAUAGCUUAGGACCGCCAAAAGCAUCUCGAUCUGGCAUUGCCUUCGUGAGAGUCCCUCCGGAAUCUGAUGAUUCUUCCCAUAACAGCCAUGAUUCACCUGAAGUCACGGAAGGUGCCCUCCAGGUCUGGCGAGCGCUGCCCGAGAAAAUCCGCCAGGAUCCCAGCUUGGCCAGCUUCCGGCAGGAGCACGAGCGUCUCCACGGAGGUCUGCCAUUCGAUGAAGAUCCACUGCCCAAUGAAGAUGUCUCGGCGAACGGAUCGACAAAUGAGGCGCCCAUCAGCAAUGAGUUCGUCCAGAUCAGCGUGACGAACGAGCAUGGCCAGAUGAAGAAUAUCUCUGGCGCCAAAGAUGACCAAGACAUGACGGAUGUGGAUGACACGGAUGCAGUGACGGGCCACAGGAAGCAGAACAAGUGGGUGAAGAAUAUCAAGAUUGCCAUACUAUUCAUGGUGUGGAUGCUCUUCACGGGCAUCCUCAUGUCAUCCACGGAGAAGACGCUCGAGUUCCGGCAACUCGCCGUGCCUGAGGGUCAGAUCAAGUCCUACACCCUUCCUCAGGCGCCAGUCGGAUCGCGAGUUGGCCUCAUCUUGCAGGGCGCCUUCUUGCCAGUUCACUACAGCAAUCUCACGGAGAACCGCCUCUCUGUCUUCGUGUACCUGCAAAACGCCACCGCGGCAGUUCAGAGUGACAACAGUAGUCAAAUGCAGGACUUAACGUACUACGAGAAUGUAACUGAAGCGUGGCACAUCACACUGGUGCAAGUGGACAUGAUCGAUACGGUGCCGGAAUUGGUCCAGAAACACAACUUCGACCUGAGUCAGACGGUGCUGAACAAGGUUCGCAGUGGCAGUGCUGUUCUCCAAGUGAAGAUGGUCACCAACGUCAAUGCCAGUCUUCCCAUGCAGUUUGCCUAUGAUCCAUCGCCGAUUAACAAGAAUGCCGGGAUCAUUUAUGCCGCCAUCGUCCUGCUGGGACUCUACAUAAUGAUCAUUUGGGAAGUGGUUCACCGCACAUUCGCCGCCAUGAUCGCAUCAACGCUGUCCAUUGCUGUGCUGGCGGCUUUGGAUGAGAGACCGUCAAUGCCAGAAUUGAUGUCCUGGAUUGACGUGGAGACACUGCUACUGCUAUUCGGCAUGAUGAUCCUCGUGGCGAUUCUUUCAGAAACAGGCAUCUUCGACUAUUUAGCCGUCUAUGCAUACAAAAUCACCAAUGGCAGAGUGUGGCCACUGAUAAACUGCCUCUGUCUCUUCACGGCAAUUAUGUCAUCAUUCCUGGACAAUGUUACUACAGUCCUCCUCAUGACUCCUGUUACAAUUAGAUUAUGCGAAGUUAUGGGACUCAAUCCCGUCCCCAUCCUCAUGUCCAUGAUCAUCUACUCAAACAUCGGCGGAGCCUUGACACCAGUUGGCGAUCCUCCGAAUGUGAUCAUCGCUUCUAACUCUCACAUCGCGAAGGCCGGCGUCAAUUUCACCACAUUCACGCUGCACAUGACAAUCGGUGUGCUCCUCGUAAUGGUCCAGACGUACUUCCAAUUGCGUUUCAAGUUCAAGAACAUCAACGAUCUGCGUUUCACUGAGCCGCAGGAUGUUCAGGAGUUGCGCCAUGAGAUCGCCGUGUGGCAGCGCGCGGCAGCAUCGCUGUCGUCAUACUCAAAGGAUGAAGAUCUCGUGCGAGAGACACUGCUCAAGAAAGUCAAUCGCCUCUCGAGGAUGCUCAAGAAGAAACUCGUGUCCGGAUCCGUUCCUAUUGAGAGUUACAAGACCACACUCGAGGAACUUCAGGCCAAGUAUCCCAUCAGGAAUCGCGUUCUGCUGGUGAAGUCUGGAGUCACAUUAGUCUUCGUGGUGGCAUUCUUUUUCUUGCAUUCCGUCCCAGAAUUGCAACGUCUGUCGCUUGGUUGGACUGCUCUCUUGGGAGCAAUUCUACUGCUAAUUUUAGCCGAUAGGGAGGACAUGGAGUCAGUUCUGGCCAGAGUGGAAUUCUCAACGUUGCUCUUCUUUGCCUGUCUCUUCGUCCUCAUGGAGUCUCUGGCUGAGUUGGGCUUAAUCGACUGGAUCGGGAAGCAGACGGAGAACAUAAUUUUGUCAGUAUCUGAGGAAUCUCGACUCGCUGUUGCCAUUCUGCUCAUACUCUGGGUGUCGGCAAUAGCAUCAGCGUUUGUUGACAAUAUUCCAUUGACCACGAUGAUGGUGAAGAUUGCCAUCUCUCUGGCUGAGAAUGAAGCUCUGGACCUUCCUCUGCAGCCACUUGUUUGGGCACUCGCGUUCGGCGCUUGCCUUGGCGGCAAUGGAACACUCAUUGGUGCUUCUGCAAAUGUUGUCUGUGCGGGAGUGGCUGAACAGCAUGGCUAUAGAUUCACUUUUGUUGAAUAUUUCAAAGUUGGAUUUCCAGUCAUGAUUGGAAGUAUUGUCAUAGCAACAGGAUACUUAAUGAUGGCACAUGUUCUCUUUACAUGGCACUGAUUGGCACCCAUGGGAAAGUCUCUAUAGGAACUCCUGUGCAAAAGAAUCUAAACUACUAAUGUUAAGUUGCAUUGUGCUGAACAUGUUUCUUUCCGAUGUUGUGUCUUUUUCACAGAUCUUUCUCGUUUCCCCCCUUCUUUUCCCUCGUAUUUUGUCCGAGUUGCAUCAUGAGAUCAUCAGCAAGAUGGCAAAUUGUAUAGGAAUUAAUUUAAAUUAUAAUAGGUACACAUAGAAUACUGUUGAGAACAAAACACAAUCUAAAUUGGUUAAUUAUGUAGAUAAGGAGUGUGAUGCUGAUGCGCAACAGUGACAUCACACAGCAUUAUUAUUUUUAUUUUUUAAGGUAAUUAAUUAGAUGUGAAGAAGCCUUUAGAGAAUCGGUUAAAGUUACAACAAAAGGAACAUUCCAUUGUACAGAGCUUACAUGAAAAUGCGAAUGGCGUUCGUCAUGUUAGGAUUUUACACGUAAAUUUUACGAAAUAUAUUUACAGAUUAGUUAGAAUAGAAAAAAAAUGAGAGAUGAGAGAAAACAGUCAAUUACACUGCACGUUACAAUUUAUCCUAACAUAGAACGAAAUAAUAAAUGAAAUCGAUAGAAAAUGAUAUUAUUCCUUUCUUCUUCAACUCAAACUCAAUAGAUUUUUCUACAGUUAUCCAACAGAUUGUCUCCAACAUUUUAUCAAAUACUUGAAUAAGUUGUUCAAUAUUCAGAAAUUGAGAGAGAGAAAUAAAAAAAAACACUACACAAAAAAUGAAGAGAAUUCAUUAGAAAGGCUGUUUUAUAUGCAAUAUUCGUGCCUUAUUUAGUGUAAUAAAUAGAAUUAUGUGUAGCAAUUACAUUUUAAAUUGUUCUAAAUGGAUUGUGUGAGGAGCGUGACAGCUGUUGCUCUCGGAAUGUUUUGAGAAUCCUGAAGAGAAUGCAGAGAUUGUUAAAAAUUUUGGCAGGAAACCCAAUGUUGACAGAUAAAAGUCGCGUUUACUUGUGAAGAACACACAACAACAAGAAUAAAAUGUUAUAAGAGAAAUAUAGAUAAGUAUGAGAACUUAGUGAAGUGAGCAUUACUUUAUGUUAGACUAUUAAUUCAGUAUUAAAAAAGGAAACUAUAUAAUGUAAAUAUAUCAACUAUGGAAAAAAUCGUGCGAGAAAAGACAAUUAUUCUAUAGUGAUGAUUAUAAAGAAAAUGAAAAGAAGAUUUAUUCCACCGGAAGAGCAUAAAAGUAAAA
This is a messenger RNA of Phlebotomus argentipes, 4273 nucleotides long. RefSeq names its product P protein (gene hoe1). The coding region runs from base 581 to 3049 and encodes 822 amino acids. The record is from RefSeq and is a predicted model, not a curated record. NCBI's taxonomy places the organism in Eukaryota, Metazoa, Arthropoda, Insecta, Diptera, Psychodidae. Gene Ontology annotation, biological process: transmembrane transport. Gene Ontology annotation, cellular component: membrane. The transcript is spliced from 12 exons.